ACACACGAGCGCACACAUCCCAAAUAGUGGCUAUUUUGCUGCAAAAUAGCCCUUACACCCAUUUUCAUUGCCGCCCAUUUUCUUUGAAUCACUUUCCUCUACACUCAUUGCUGGAGUUGAAUAAGUGGUUUUGGAGAGUGAGAUGGUUGCUAACGCCGAUAACGGAGUGAAGGAGGAUGUCACUAAAAAGGCGGAAUCUCCUGUUUCCGUACUUGCAGAUGAGGAUACAUGCAAAGAGGAGCUUGCUGUCAAAUUGGAGGAUGAAGUAUUUCUUGAUGCAAAAAAUGGGGAUGUCUCUCUUUUAUCUGAAUCCAUGACGAAGGAAGAGGUGAACUUGAUAAAAGCACGUGCAAAGGAGGAAGAAGUAAGUGAGCUCAAAGAGGCCCCAAACUUGAAUGACCUUCAAUUUAAUAAGUUGGAUGAGCUUCUUACACAGACCCAGCUUUACUCAGAGUUCCUGCUGGAGAAGAUGGAUAACAUCACAGUGACUGGAAUGGAAGAUGAGGAGAAAGGUGGUGAAAACAAGAAGAGGGGCCGUGGGACAAAAAGAAGGGCAACCACAAGUUAUAAUAAUAAAAAGGCAAAGAGAGCUGUUGCUGCAAUGCUUUCAAGAUCUAAAGAAGGUGGUUGUGUUGACAAUUCAACCCUCACGGAGGAGGAGAGAGCUGAGAAGGAGCAGGCUGAACUUGUGCCCUUGCUGACUGGUGGAAAGUUGAAGUCUUAUCAACUGAAAGGUGUCAAGUGGUUGAUUUCAUUAUGGCAAAAUGGGUUGAAUGGGAUUCUAGCAGAUCAAAUGGGACUUGGAAAGACCAUUCAAACUAUUUCUUUUCUUGCACAUUUAAAGGGAAAUGGGUUAGAUGGGCCUUAUUUGGUCAUUGCUCCCCUGUCAACUCUUUCAAAUUGGGUGAAUGAGAUAGAAAGGUUCGUCCCAUCCAUUAAUGCAAUCAUCUACCACGGAGACAAGAAACAAAGAGAUGAGAUACGGAGGAAGCAUAUGCCAAGGACCAUAGGUCCCAAAUUUCCCAUUGUAGUUACUUCUUAUGAGAUUGCGAUGAUUGAUGCGAAGAAAUUCUUGAGGCAUUAUAAUUGGAAGUAUCUUGUGGUUGAUGAGGGGCAAAGGUUAAAAAACUCAAAGUGCAAACUGUUGAAGGAACUCAAGCAUUUGCCAGUUGAAAACAAACUUCUAUUAACUGGAACACCUCUGCAGAACAACUUAGCUGAGUUGUGGUCAUUGUUAAAUUUCAUCUUACCAGAUAUAUUUUCAUCCCUAGCAGAAUUUGAGUCAUGGUUUGAUCUAGCUGGGAGGUGUGACAAUGAAGCCCAAAAGGAAGAAAUGGAAGAAAAAAGGAGGACACAAGUUGUUGCGAAACUCCAUGGAAUUUUACGCCCUUUUCUCCUUCGGAGAUUGAAAGUAGAUGUUGAGCAAAUGCUUCCCCGAAAGAAAGAGAUAAUUUUGUAUGCUACCAUGACUGAGCACCAGAAGAAGUUCCAGGACCAUCUAAUUAACAGGACCUUGGAGGGUCAUUUGAUCGAGAACGUGUCCAUCGGGAAUCAUUGUAAAGGAAAGCUCAACAAUUUGAUGAUUCAACUCCGCAAAAAUUGCAAUCACCCUGACCUCUUGGAGUCAGCAUUUGACGGUUCUUUUCGUUAUCCACCUAUAGAACAAAUAGUUGGUCAAUGUGGCAAGUUCCGCUUACUGGACAGACUUUUGUCAGAACUGUUUGCUCGCAAGCACAAAGUUCUCAUAUUCUCUCAGUGGACCAAAAUACUGGACAUAAUGGAUUACUAUUUUAGUGAAAGGGGCUAUGAUGUUUGUAGAAUUGAUGGCAGUGUGAAAUUGGAUGAAAGAAAAAGACAGAUCAAGGAGUUCAAUGAUGUUAACAGUGAGUGCAGGAUAUUUCUGCUGAGCACUAGGGCUGGUGGCCUUGGCAUUAAUCUUACUUCUGCAGACACCUGCAUUUUAUAUGACAGUGACUGGAAUCCGCAAAUGGAUCUACAGGCUAUGGAUCGGUGUCAUAGAAUAGGUCAGACAAAACCUGUUCAUGUUUACAGGCUUGCAACUGCUCUCUCUGUGGAGGGUCGAAUGCUCAAAAGAGCUUUCAGCAAGUUGAAGCUUGAGCAUGUGGUGAUUGGAAAAGGACAGUUUAAGCAAGAAAGAAGUAAAUCUACUGAAGAUACCAUGGAGGAAGAGGACUUGUUAGCGCUUUUGAGAGACAAUGAUAGCGAAGAGGACAAGUUGGUGCAGACAGAUAUUAGUGAUGAAGAUCUACAGAAGGUUUUAGAUCGAAGUGAUUUACUUGCUGGUCCUCCAAGUGAAGAUGUAAGCCCUGAAUCAAGUGUAAAUGUCUUUCCUCUUAAAGGACCCGGUUGGGAUGUUGUCAUUCCAACUGGAAGUGGAGGCAUGCUUUCUACUCUCAAUAGCUGAUAAAAGGGACAUCGGCAUGGUUCAUUUUGCAGAAAUUAGAUGUUUUUGGGAGCUAACCAAUGUUGAUUAAUUUGUAAUCUAUUUUUUGCAAAUUUACGGUCUUGGAGCACCUGGUUGCCCAUUGACGAACCACUGCAAUGUCUUUUUGGUAACAUUAGCACCAGUUUGUAUAUCUUUAUGAUAUUUGCAGAUUAUUAUCUUAAAUUGACGAGUGCUAAGUUUCAUGCGUU
Lycium ferocissimum is the source of this 2655-nucleotide messenger RNA. RefSeq names its product ATP-dependent DNA helicase DDM1-like. Gene Ontology annotation, cellular component: nucleus. The coding region runs from base 143 to 2425 and encodes 760 amino acids. Gene Ontology annotation, molecular function: ATP-dependent chromatin remodeler activity; DNA binding; ATP binding. NCBI's taxonomy places the organism in Eukaryota, Viridiplantae, Streptophyta, Magnoliopsida, Solanales, Solanaceae. The transcript has 16 exons. The record is from RefSeq and is a predicted model, not a curated record.